Sclerotinia sclerotiorum 1980 UF-70 is the source of this 2244-nucleotide messenger RNA. RefSeq lists its product as hypothetical. The coding region runs from base 1 to 2244 and encodes 747 amino acids. The record is from RefSeq and is a predicted model, not a curated record. NCBI's taxonomy places the organism in Eukaryota, Fungi, Ascomycota, Leotiomycetes, Helotiales, Sclerotiniaceae. The transcript has 2 exons.
AUGGGUGAAUCCGAUCAUCCUUCGAAUUUCGAACAUAACAGAAGGGAGUCUCAAGGGUCGACGCGAUUGUCAAUGCAAAUGCAGGACGACGAUGAAGAUGAUUAUGCUUUGGCAGCCUUGGGGAUUUCAAAUGGUGGUGGUUACAGACCAUCGGACUCAAAUCAACAUACAUACACGCCACCACCACCACGACCACAACCACCACAGCAAGAACAACCGCAGACUCAAUUAUCACCUUUAGAGAGGAGGAGAGCAUCAACACCACCGCCGCGACCGUCGAGUACAACAAAACCAAAAGGCAUUGAUUCGUUCGCUCUACGGCAUGAUGGUGGAAUGGGUGAAAUGUCAAGGGGUCCAACGUUCGCACCCCAAGGACAAAAUGGUUAUGGUAAUGGAAAUGGAUUGACAAGAUCAUCUACCGUAUCAAGUAUGUCAAGCGUAUCAAGCGAAUCAACAAUGAUGAGACCGGAAAGCCCAUACCGAGGACCUACAGGACCAUCGCAUCCAUAUAAUAUGUACAAUCAAGAAUCUCGAUUAGCGAGAACGGCGAGUAUAGCAACAACCUCGACAAGCCCGGCACCACCACAAGAAAUGUUGUACACGGGUCCCAGUGGACCAACACAUCCUUAUGGCAUGUACCCGCAGAGUACAGUUCCAGGUGAUUCUGAUCAUUUGCCCAUUGCACCUAUUCCGGUUGGUUUCCCUGGCCUUAACAAUGAUUAUCAACGAAGAUUAGGUCCGGAAGGUGAGGAGGCAGCGGAUCUCAUUGGACCUGAUGGACACACGGAGCAACUGCCACCUUACACUAAAUACCCGGAUGAGGCGUUUGCUAGGAAAUCACGACCUGCAUCUAUACCUGCACCUGUACCUACAAUUCAAAUGCCAGCUCCUAUUAUUCCCAUCUCUGGUGCUGGAGGUAUGGGACUAGCGACCCGAAAUCCAGAGUUUGCAUCACAAGAAGAUCUUCACUUAUCCCGUUCGCGUCAAUCGACCAGGAGUGUCAUGUCAGAUCGAAGUUCACAUCACAGCAAUAACGCCGACAUGGAAUAUUCUGAAAAGCCACCAUUAAAGAAAUGGCAGAUUGCUGCCAAAAGGAAAUUAUGUGGCAUCGUUCCUUUAUGGGUUGUCGUUUUAAUAGCAUUGGUCUUCAUUCUUUUUGGCAUCGUGCUAGGAACCGUUUUUGCCAUUCUGAGGCCAAGACAUAAUAAUGACAGCCCUAACAACCAGCCCUAUAAUGACCAAACAAGCCAAACAACAGUAUAUGCCACUAUGACCACCACAUUUGAUGCAACUCCACUUUCUACGGUGCCUGCUUUACUCCCAUCACUUCCAACCGGAACCUACAACAUGCCUCUCACUACUCCCUCAACUGCUCAAAGUAGUUGCAUCAUGAACACCUCCCAAAACUCUGCCUGGAGUUGCUCUAUCCCAAUGACACCCCUUGAAAUGUCUAUCGUAGAUAUUCCAGGAGGAAGUGCACUCGCCAAUAAGGAAAUUAUGAUGAACUAUGGCAAUGCAUCGUUAAACUUCUAUCCAUAUGGCGCCCAACCACCGAUUUUAUCCACUGCUCAGGUGCUUUCUCUCGUCAAUGAUUCACAAUAUCCUAGUCGAGGUCCAGCUUGGUUUUUCCAAAUGCCAUACAAUAAGGUAGUUGUGUUACCACAGAAAGCUCUUUCAACAACUAUGAAGCGUGGUCAGUCCGCUGCCGGUUUCAUGAAUCACAAAGGCGUAGCUCAAGCGGGAGAUCAACCUUGGUUUUGUUAUUGGAAUGGAACUAUCUUAGAGGCCUUCAUUUAUGUCAACGAAACUAGCAGCGGCGCAGACUCUACUGCUUCUAGUGGCUCAUCUCGAGGUAAUGGUGGUGGAUAUGGGACGAACACACAUUCAUCAGACGUUCCUUCUUCGACUACCCAAGCUCAAUCACAAAGCUCAUCUAGAUCUUCACAAAAUAAUCCCCAGUUCUUGCCACAAUACCCCAAAGUCUACAAAGUCGCCGAACGUCGUGUCCCUAGAGGUGGUCAAACUGUUCCAGCCUAUUGUGUAGCUCAUCAGAUUUUAUGGGAUGGUAAUGCUGCACCUUUAAUGAACUCAACUGGUCAGCCUAUUACUAUAUAUUUGAACGAGACGCAACCUACAACUUUGUCACCUCUACAAUCACGUAGUCUUGUCCCGGAUCUCUUUGAACGAGAUCUAGUAGAGCGAGACGGUGAUGAGAGUUGUGGAUGUGUUUGGCUAGAAUCUUGA